This is a messenger RNA of Branchiostoma belcheri (Belcher's lancelet), 470 nucleotides long. RefSeq names its product myoglobin-like. Lineage: Eukaryota; Metazoa; Chordata; Leptocardii; Amphioxiformes; Branchiostomatidae. The transcript has 4 exons. Bases 14 to 442 code for a protein of 142 amino acids. The record is from RefSeq and is a predicted model, not a curated record. Gene Ontology annotation, molecular function: heme binding; oxygen binding.
ACAAAAAGUCAGAAUGAGUCUCCGUGGUGCUGACAAGACGGCCGUGGAGCAAUCCUGGACACGGCUGGUCCAGUCGUCCUUCCAAGACGCUGGCGAGAAAGUCUUUCUCAAGCUACUCAAGAAUGAUUCUACUAAGGCGAACUUCAAGAAGUUCAAAGACAUCCCAUACAGCAAACUUGCUGGUAAUGACGCCGUCCGUGAGCAUGGUGGGAAGGUAAUUCAGGUGUUGGAUGACUUCAUCAAAGGUCUGGACGGCAGCGGGUGUGAGGCCGUGAAGAAGGCCGCACGACUCCACAAGGCGGCCGGCAUGACUCACGACCAGAUCGACCUUAUGAAGCCUGCCCUGUGUGAGGUGUUGGACGAGGCGGGAUGCGGCGACGCCAAGGCCUCCUGGGAGGAGCUGUGGCGCCUGUUCAUGGCCGCGCACCGCGACGUGUACUGAGCGCCCCCUAGCGACAUUGACGUGAAAU